Messenger RNA from Acanthosepion pharaonis, 1020 nucleotides. The record is from the annotation of a GenBank genome assembly. Lineage: Eukaryota; Metazoa; Mollusca; Cephalopoda; Sepiida; Sepiidae.
AUGGUGAAGAAAAUAGCAGUCAUUGGUGCCGGCGUAGUUGGCCUCUCUACUGCCAUGAACAUCAUUGAUUCUAUUCCCUUUGUGUCUGUUACUGUCAUUGCAGAUAAAUUUAAUACAGAAACAACAAGUGAUGGAGCAGGAGGCUUGUUCAGACCAAACUAUAAUACCACUCCGGGAAUCCCUAAGGAAGAAAUGAUGCAAUGGUGUAAAGAUUCUUUGGCACAUUAUACUCGUCUAUUAUCCUCAUCUGAAGCCAAUAAAUGUGGGGUUUCUUUCAUGACUGGAUUCUUGUUUGGUCAGAAACCUCUGGAUGACUUUGCAAGCUUGGUGUCUUACACAUUUCAAAAUCUGUCGUCUGAGCAGAUCACAAAGAUGAAUUUCAACUAUAAAUAUGGUGCCCAAGUGACGACUCUUGUUGCUGAAUGCAGACGUUAUCUUCCAUGGCUCAUGUCAAAAUUUCAAGAGAAAGGAGGCCAUGUGUUAAAACAUACUUUAAAAUCCCUAGAAGAGUUAGUAGGUCACUUUGACAUUGUGGUGAACUGCACUGGUUUAGGGUCCAAAUAUCUUCUACCUGAUGAAUCUGUAUAUGCUGUCAAAGGUCAACUCAUACAGGUUGAAGCACCAUGGAUUAAGCAUUUCUACUAUUUUGAAGAUGAUCCACCAGCCUAUAUUAUUCCAUGUGCUGACCGUGUGGCUCUUGGUGGAAUCCGUCUUAAAGAUGACUAUACAACACAUAUUGAUCCAGAAGUCAGCAAAGGGAUUUGGGAACGAUGCACUUCAAGGAUUCCCAGUCUUAAGAAUGCAAAAGUAUUAUGGGAGUGGGCUGGUUUACGUCCACAUCGGAUCCCUCUACGUAUUGAGAAGGAAGAAAUGAAUUUUCCUAAAGGUCAGCUGAAGGUUGUACAUAACUAUGGACAUGGUGCUAAUGGAGUGACGCUCAGUUGGGGAACUGCUGUUUGUGCCACAAAACUUGUUAAAGAGUUUGUGCUGACAAAUUCCAAUUUAGAAUCAAAACUCUGA